Messenger RNA from Syngnathus acus (greater pipefish), 3380 nucleotides. It is a transcript of the gene dpydb, whose product is annotated as dihydropyrimidine dehydrogenase b. The record is from RefSeq and is a predicted model, not a curated record. Gene Ontology annotation, molecular function: iron-sulfur cluster binding; NADP binding; uracil binding. The coding region runs from base 277 to 3267 and encodes 996 amino acids. The transcript is spliced from 26 exons. Gene Ontology annotation, biological process: uracil catabolic process; thymine catabolic process. Gene Ontology annotation, cellular component: cytosol; cytoplasm. NCBI's taxonomy places the organism in Eukaryota, Metazoa, Chordata, Actinopteri, Syngnathiformes, Syngnathidae.
GAAGCUGAUAGAGUUUACAGAACUCUCUGAUUUGCAGAAGCAGCUUGAAACUACAGAAAAUCUUUGCUGCUGCUGAAACAGAGAAAAGAGGUGUCAUGCUAAGUAAAGAUCUUCCAGAUAUUGAGUGCAAUGACCUUUGGUAUCUUAUCUACUCGACCCCAACCAUUCAAACAAGCAAACUUCUCAGAAUGUUCCAUAACGUCAGUGUUUUGCCAUGAAGCGAGAUAACAGAGCAUCUUGGCUCUGAAUCCAAGGGUCAAGACUCAUACUCAGAUCAUGUCCACGGUGUACAAGAAGAAAGAAAAGAAACACUGGAAACGUAAUCCUGACAGAAGCUGCGAUUCCUGUGUUAAGUUAGAGAACAACUUUGAUGAUAUAAAACACACAACCCUGAGUGAACGUGGAGCUCUUCGAGAAGCUCUGAGGUGCCUCAAAUGUGUGGAUGCUCCUUGUCAGAAAAGCUGUCCCACUAACUUGGACAUCAAGUCAUUUAUUACAAGUAUCUCUAAUAAGAACUACUAUGGAGCAGCACGGGCCAUCCUGUCAGACAACCCUCUUGGUCUAACCUGUGGAAUGGUCUGUCCCACAUCGGAGCUGUGUGUUGGGGGCUGCAACCUGUAUGCCUCUGAAGAAGGUCCCAUUAACAUCGGAGGGUUGCAGCAAUUUGCUACUGAGGUGUUUAGUAAGAUGGGCAUCCCUCAGAUCCGAAAUCCUGAGCUACCACCACCCGAUGAGAUGCCGCAGUCUUACCAUGCACCGAUUGCUCUUAUUGGCUGCGGCCCUGCUUCCAUUAGCUGUGCCUCUUUUCUCGGCCGCCUCGGAUAUGAUCAAAUUACCAUAUUUGAGAAACAGAAAUACACUGGAGGGCUAAGCACAGCCGAAAUCCCCCAAUUCCGUCUCCCAUAUGAGGUUGUCCAAUUUGAAAUAGACUUGAUGAAGGACCUUGGUGUCAAGGUCAUAUGUGAGAAGGGUCUUGGUAUGAACGGAAUGACUCUGACUUCUCUGAAAGAAGAUGGAUUCAAAGCAAUCUUCAUUGGAAUUGGUCUACCUCAGGCCAACAGAGCAAAAAUCUUUCAGGGUUUAUCCAUGGAUCAAGGCUUCUUCACAUCCAAAGAUUUUCUGCCCAUGGUGGCCACAGCAAGCAAAAAAGGGAUGUGCCAGUGUCGCUCCACCCUCCCCGAGUUACGAGGAGUGGUGAUUGUUCUGGGUGCCGGCGACACUGCUUUCGACUGUGCAACCUCUGCCCUCCGCUGUGGAGCCAGGAAAGUGUUUGUCUGUUUCAGGAAGGGAUUCACCAAUGUCAGGGCUGUUCCCGAGGAGAUGGAGUUGGCUAAAGAGGAGAAAUGCGAGUUCCUACCCUUCCUCUCUCCCAGAGAGGUCAUUAUGAAGAAUGGACACGUCGCCGGAUUACAGUUUUGUCGCACCGAGGAGGCCGAGGAUGGAAAUUGGUUGGAAGAUGAGGACCAAGUUGUACGGUUGAAGGCAGAUUACAUCAUCAGUGCUUUUGGUUCCAUGCUCAGUGAGCCGGCAGUGAGUGAAGCUAUGUCUCCAGUCAAGAUGACUCGUUGGGGUACUCCCGAGAUCAACUCUGAAACCAUGCAAACUAGUGAGCCCUGGGUGUUUGCAGGGGGAGACAUUGCUGGACUGGCAAACACCACAGUGGAAUCAGUCAAUGAUGGCAAACAAGCCUCAUGGCAUAUUCAUAGAUACAUACAGUCCCUCUAUGGCCAGACAGUGGAUACAAUUCCAAAGAUGCCAUUAUUCUACAGUGCUAUUGAUCAGGUGGACAUCAGUGUCGAUGUUUGCGGAAUAAAGUUUCCCAACCCAUUCGGCUUGGCCUCUGCCCCUCCCACCACCAGCGCAGCCAUGAUCCGAAGAGCUUUCGAACAAGGAUGGGGUUUUGCGUUAACCAAGACCUUUGGAUUGGAUAAAGACCUGGUUACUAAUGUUUCUCCCCGUAUUGUACGUGGCACAACUUCUGGUCAUGUCUUUGGACCAGGUCAGGGAUCAUUCCUCAACAUCGAGCUGAUCAGUGAAAAGACAGCAGCCUACUGGUGUCAAUCAGUUGCUGAGCUUAAGCAAGACUUUCCAAAUAAUGUUGUGAUCUCCAGCAUCAUGUGCGGUUACAACAAGGAAGACUGGACAGAACUAGCUCAGAUGGCUGUGAAAUCAGGUGCUGAUGCUUUGGAGUUGAACCUGUCCUGUCCUCAUGGGAUGGGAGAGAGAGGCAUGGGGUUGGCCUGUGGGCAGGACCCUGUGCUGGUGCGUAACAUUUGUCGCUGGGUGCGAGCUGCUUCUUCCAUCCCAUUCUUUGCCAAACUGACACCAAAUGUUACCAACAUUGUCGAUAUUGCCAAGGCUGCCUAUGAAGGUGGAGCAGAUGGCGUUACAGCCACAAAUACAGUUUCGGGUAUGAUGGGACUGAAGGCAGAUGGUUCACCCUGGCCAGGUGUUGGAGCUGCCAAACGCACCACAUAUGGAGGGGUGUCAGGCAAUGCCAUCAGACCAAUUGCUCUCCGAGCUGUAUCCGCCAUCGCCAGGGCGAUUCCCGGUUUUCCAGUUUUGGCCACUGGGGGGAUUGACUCAGCAGAAACCGGUUUACAGUUUCUUCAUACUGGUGCCUCAGUGCUACAGGUGUGCAGUGCUGUUCAGAACCAAGACUUCACUUUGAUUGAGGACUACUGUGUGGGUUUGAAGACCUUGCUCUACUUAAAGAGCCUUGAGAUGAAGGACUGGGAGGGACAGUCUCCUCCAACAGAGAGACAUCAGAAAGGAAAACCCAUUCCGAGACUGGAAGACCUCGUCGGACUGAGUCUCCCAAGUUUUGGACCAUACCUUCAGAAGAGGACAGAGGCCAUUGCACAAUAUAAAAAACAUCUCAGAGAAGCUGAGGGUGCUGAUGUGAUGGAAGCCACCGUGUCCAAAAUGAACACGCCUAAAAAAACUGUUCCAGCUGUCAAGGAUGUGAUAGCAAGAGCGUUGCGCCACAUCGGAGCCUAUCAAGAGCUUAACAACAUGGAGCAGGUUCAGGCUCUGAUUGAUGAGGAGAUGUGUAUCAACUGUGGGAAAUGUUACAUGACCUGCAACGACUCUGGUUAUCAGGCUAUAACGUUUGACCCAGAGACCCAUCUUCCAUUUGUGACUGACAGCUGUACUGGAUGUACUCUAUGCCUGAGUGUCUGUCCAAUCAUAGACUGCAUCAAGAUGGUUAACAGGACAACACCAUAUCAACCCAAGAGAGGUGUGCCAAUCAAUCCAGUCUGCUGAAGCAAAAGUCAUACAAAACUUCCGCCUGUCUGGCUUUUAACACAUGGAUGAAAUCUGUCACAAGAUCUGUAUUUGCUCAUAUUUGAUUGUGCUAUUCUCCAUGAAACCAAUUC